This is a messenger RNA of Manduca sexta (tobacco hornworm), 1022 nucleotides long. It is a transcript of the gene mRpL46, whose product is annotated as 39S ribosomal protein L46, mitochondrial. Lineage: Eukaryota; Metazoa; Arthropoda; Insecta; Lepidoptera; Sphingidae. The transcript is spliced from 6 exons. Bases 188 to 964 code for a protein of 258 amino acids. Gene Ontology annotation, cellular component: mitochondrial large ribosomal subunit. The record is from RefSeq and is a predicted model, not a curated record. Gene Ontology annotation, molecular function: structural constituent of ribosome.
UUAGGUUAGGUAAGAACAAUAUUAUGCAACAUCGAUAAUUUAUCAUAAUCGAAUAUAUUCGCCCAACACUAAAUUUCAUUUAUUUUUAUUGCAAUAAGCAAUUUGCAAAUUUGAAUUGGAAAGCAGAAAUCAAUUAUUAUAUCCGUAAUUUAAAAAUUGUGAAGCUUUUAUCAUACGUUUCCUUAAAAUGCUGAUAAAAAAGUUGUUAAGUAGAGAAAUUAUUUGUCAUAAAGUAUUUAUAAGAGCAUUAAGCGCUAAACCAUCUUGGGAUAUAGUGACUGGUGUUUGUGUCGAACGCUUACCCGUGGUUACUCCUCCAUUGAAUGAAAUUCAAAAGAAAUACAAGGAUAUGCUAUACAAAAUAGAAAUUGAAAAAAGCCUAAAAUCGGAUCAUGAACUAAGACAUGAAAAUGACAAAGUGCAAGCAGAACUCCUUAAAAAUGAAUCGGCUGAUAUAGACUUUGAUGCAGUGAGUAAAAUAACAGCGCAAGACUUUGAGGAUGCUUGUAACGAAGAAUAUACUCAAUUUAAAUUUGCUAGCAUUGAAACUGAUGCUGACAGAAAAGGCGAUAAAACAUCCAUUGAGAGAUGUUUACAGAGGCAUUUAGUGCUGGUAACACAGUUGAAACUUGGCAAAGAUUUGAAAGAGUUAUUACCGCAAGGACCAUGGAAGGAAGGGGAGACACUGAGACAGACAGCUGAGAGGAUAAUAAAGGAAAAAUGUGGACCAGAACUCCAGGUUCAGUUUUUGUCUAAUGCACCAUGUGGUUUUUACAAAUACAAAUACCCAUCUGAAAUAAAUGGAAAAGUUGGCGCCAAAGUAUUUUUCUAUUACGCUACUUACAAAGCCGGUAGUGCCAGUAAAUCCAAAGUUAAUUGGCUGACGAGGAAAGAACUUGAAGAAACAUUACCAGAAAGGUAUCGCAAGUCAGUGCAAGAUUUCUUGAUUGAAGAAACUUAUUAGUAGCAUCAUUUAAAUAGUCAGUAUGUGUAGAUAAUAUAUUAAACUAAAUUGCGUAUAA